Molecule: messenger RNA, 4419 nt
Organism: Puntigrus tetrazona (Sumatra barb)
Lineage: Eukaryota; Metazoa; Chordata; Actinopteri; Cypriniformes; Cyprinidae
Product: NACHT, LRR and PYD domains-containing protein 12-like
Exons: 9
Coding region: 371-3043 (890 amino acids)
Molecular function (GO): protein binding
Source: RefSeq, a predicted model, not a curated record
AAGCCUGCUUGCAGCGGAAGGUUCCUGCGGCUCCUGCCACCUUAACGUUGUCAAAUUACGUCGUGCACCUUCAGUCUUGGAGUUGGUCGAGGCUGGGUUACGCUGAUUAGCUCAGUUUUGUCUUUGUCUCAGAAUGGCUGUCUUGUUUUUGUUUCACUUGCCUCACACAUUGUAAAGUGAUCUGUGCCGUCGCCUGUGUGCUGGAUUCACAAAUAUACGAGGCGGAGCGAGAUCCACCUGACGCAGUUCAGUGCAGGCAGAGGGAUCCAACUCAACAGUGCCAAGCUGUGUGUCCAUAAGCAGUGAUCAGUCAAUGGAGCUUCCGGUGUUCUUUGGGAAAUAGGAUAAAAACCCCUCUGAAAACAGAUCAAUGCAGUCAGGGAGAGCAAAUAUGUCGGUGCCCAGUUGUGUGUCCAUAAACAGCCGUCAGUCAAUAGACCUUGGAGUGUCCUUCAAGGGCGAAGACACCUGUGAAUACAGGUCAUGUGCAAGAAGACGAUGUCAGAGUUGUUAUGGGAUAAAGCCAGCACUCCGUGAAUGCAGCACUGAGUGUCAACGUGCUGAAGUCCACAACAAACUUAGAUUGGACCUGUGGACAAAAUUUCACUGUUUAUGUGAGGGAAUAGAAAAGCAGGGAAACCAAACACUUCUCAGUGAGAUCUACACUGAGCUAUACAUCACAGAAAGCAAAGGUGGAGAAAUCAACAAUGAGCAUGAAGUCGGAUGGAUUGAAAAAGCAUCCAGGAAAGCUAGAACAGGAGAUACCCCGAUCAACUUAAGUGACAUUUUCACACCAUUGCCUGGACAAGACCAACCCGUCAGAACUGUGCUGACUAAAGGAGUCGCUGGCAUUGGAAAAACGGUUUCUGUGCAGAAGUUCAUUCUGGACUGGACAGAAGGGAAAGUAAAUCAAGACAUCCAUCUCAUAUUUCCACUUUCUUUUAGAGAGCUCAAUUUAUUAAACAAGCAAACAUUCAAUCUUCAAGAGCUUCUACAAUUUUUUAUGGGCACAGAACUACUUGAAAUCUCUUCAAAUGAAAGUAAAAUAAUUUUCAUCUUUGAUGGUUUGGAUGAGUGUCGUCUGUCUCUUGAUUUCCAAAACAAUGUGAAAUUGUGUGAUGUGACUAAAUCAGCCUCAGUAGAUGUACUGCUGACAAACCUGAUUUCUGGGAAUCUGCUUCCCUCUGCUCUCAUCUGGAUCACCUCCAGACCUGCAGCAGCUGAUCUCAUUCCCUCUGAGUGUGUCCAUCGACUGACAGAGGUACGAGGCUUCAAUGACCCUCAGAAGGAGGAAUACUUCAGGAAGAGAUUCAAAGAUCAGAGUCUGGCCAACAGAAUCAUCUCACAUCUGAAGUCAUCAAGGAGCCUCUUCAUCAUGUGCCACAUCCCAGUGUUCUGCUGGAUCUCAGCCACCGUUCUAGAGAAAAUGUUGAGUCAAGCAGAGAGUGGAGAGAUUCCCAAGACUCUCACUCAAAUGUACACACACUUCCUGAUCAUGCAAAUGAGAACUAUGCAUGAGAAGGCCUUUAAAAUGAAAGUGAAAGAUGAAGACAUGAUCCUCAAACUGGGUAAACUGGCUUUUAGGCACCUCAUGAAAGGUAAUGUGAUCUUCUAUGAAGAAGAUCUAAGAGAAUGUGGCAUUGAUGUGACAGAAGCAUCAGUGUACUCGGGAUUGUGCACUCAGAUCUUCAGAGAGGAGUUUGGUCUGUGUGAGAGGAAUGUCUUCUGCUUUGUUCAUCUGAGCAUUCAGGAACAUCUAGCAGCUGUGUAUGCAAUGUUUUCAUUCAAUUUGAAAAACCUAGAUGUUCUCGGCGAAUACCAGUCUUUAAAACAUGACGAUCAGCACCCAGCAUGUUUAGCAAUCUAUAAGAGAGCUGUGGAAGCAGCUUUGCAAAGUAAGAAUGGCCAUCUAGACCUCUUCCUUCGCUUCCUUCUGGGUCUCUCGUUAGAGUCCAAUCAAAGUCAUUUUCAGUACCUACUGACACAAACAGGAGCAAGGUCUCACAACACAGAGCAAAUUGUCCAAUAUAUAAAGAGGAUGAUUAGACAAGACCUUUCUCCGGAGAAAUCCAUCAAUCUGUUUCACUGUCUAAAUGAACUAGGUGAUCAUACUCUGGAAAAUGAAAUCCAAGGCUAUCUGAAUGCUGGAACAAUCAAAGAUGCCGUUCUGUCUCCGUCUCAGUGGUCAGCGCUGGUUUUUGUGUUGCUUACCUCAGAGAAACUGGAGGUGUUUGAAUUAAACCAAUACAUCAGGGAUGAGUUCAAUCAAACUCACCUCACACAAGAUCAAGUUCUCCAUAAUCUACUUCCUGUGGUUGAACUGUCCAGAUCAGCUCAGCUUGGUUGUUGUACUCUGACAGAGAACUGCUGUGCUGAUCUGGCUUUAGCUCUCAGCUCAGAAUCCUCGAGUUUAAGAGAAGUGAACUUAAACUUCAAUAAUUUGCAGAGUUCAGGAGUGAAGCUCAUUUCUGCUGGACUGGGAAAUCCUCACUGCAAACUAGAAACAUUGGGGUUAUGGCGGUGUGGUCUCACACACGAAAGCUGUGCUGCUUUGGCCUCGGCCCUCAAUUCAAACCCUUCACAUCUCAGAAAGCUGGAUCUGUCUGAAAAUAACCUAGGAGAUGAAGGCGUGAAGCUUUUCUCCGAUGGGCUAAAAAAUCCACAGUGUAAACUUGAGACAAUGCAGCUGAGAUUUUGUAACUUGUCAUAUAAAAGUUGUGCAGUUCUGGCUUCAGCUCUGAGAUCAAACCCCUCACACCUGAGAGAGCUGGAUCUGUCGGAGAAUGAAUUGGGAGAUGACGGAGUUAACCUUCUCUCUGAUGGAGUCAGGAAUACUCUUUGUAAACUGGAGAUAUUAUGGCUCAGAGAUUGUGAUGUAUCAGAUGAAGCUUGUGCUGCUCUGACUUCAGCUCUGGAAUCAAACCCCUCACACUUGAGAGAACUGGAUCUGACUAAAAAUAAAAUCACAGAUAUGGGAGCAAACCUGCUCUCUGCUAUCAUAUUUGAUCCACACUAUAAACUGGAGAAAUUACAUUAUGUUUGAGAUUUUAUUUUAUUUUCUAUUCAUUUAUUUUUACUUUGACUCAAUCUUUAUUAACCAGUUAACAAAUACUGUCUAUAGGAAAAAUUGAUUUUCAACAUAAAGCAUUUUUCAAGAAUUAAUCUGUAAUUGUUUUCUUUUUUAAAAGUGGCAUAUGAAGAGGGUUCAACAAAAAUGGGCUGAUCACUGGAUCUGUUGUUACAGGAAAUCUGUAUCAGACUGUUUUAAUCAUUUACUUUCAUUUGUCUAAUGCAUGUGAUCUGUUUGUUUUGGUUGUUUAAAGUCUGUCCAAACAUUAGGUGAUAGAAACUAUUUUGUGAAUGUGUUCGAGAUUUUUUCCCAGCAGAUGGCCGCAUUUUAUGAAAUGGAGAACACUUCUGCACUUCUGUUACAUGAUCUUUACCAUUUCAUGUUUUUAUGUCUUUAAACCCAAAUAUAAUUGUUAAUAAAAAUGCAUAUUGUGUAUAUUUAUAUUGUAAUUACAUAUAUUCUACGUUUUGCAACUGAUAAGAUUAAAAUGUUUUUUUUUUAACUUGUAAUUAAGUUUAAGCUAUGUUUAUGUGUGAAAACACUGUGUUUUGCUGUUAAUUUCUAUUGUGUGAAUGUAGUUUAAAAUCCAUCCUCCAUCAUUUUAAACUAAUCUUUAGCUUAAUCUUCUCUCCAGGAGAAAAAGAAAUGUGCCUGUACCUCACAGUACCUGUAUGAGCCAGCUGACUUGUUGCUUGGAUAACAAAUCAAGUGAAACAUUUAGGCUACUACACAGGAAGGAGGUCACAGUGUAAAAGGUAAGUGUUUAUUGUUAUAGUUUUAUGCAUUGCAGUGUUCUGCUCGAAAAAUGUCAAAACAUCAACCAAAGAAAUUGGUUACAUAUUAAUCUAUCGCAAGGAGCCUUGUAAAAGCAGAAACUGGUUUGUGUCGUCGUGAUCUUGAGAGCUGUAUGUAAUUGAAAAGACAAAAGCUAGAAACGUUAGAUGGGUGAAAAUGUUUUUUUUAUUAUCGUGAUAUCAAACAUUCAUCAAGACGUUUUGUAUUUAAUUGUUGUCUUGUUUCCUUAACCUGCGAAAGCAACUGGUUUAGCCAGACUAACACUAAAAGCGGAUAUGAAUUAAAUAUUGUUAACCUGUAUAACCUACUGAACCAAGACAAUGAUUUUUAUUAACAUUCAUUAUUAUUUAUUUGCUUUAUUUUUUUGCUUUGCUUUAACUCGUUAUCCAUCUAUGGUGUAGGCUACACAACUAGGCUGCAUGUUUUACCAUUAACUCAACAACACUUGGCUAGAGAGAUAAGUUUACUUAAAAAGAAAUCAUAAUGUUUACAGUAAUCACAUUACUUUGUUGAUAUGUUGUUUCAUAUAGGCUGGUAUAGUCAGUUAAAUUUAA